Messenger RNA from Globicephala melas (long-finned pilot whale), 3192 nucleotides. It is a transcript of the gene HPSE, whose product is annotated as heparanase. Gene Ontology annotation, molecular function: hydrolase activity, acting on glycosyl bonds. The record is from RefSeq and is a predicted model, not a curated record. Gene Ontology annotation, biological process: angiogenesis involved in wound healing; cell-matrix adhesion. Gene Ontology annotation, cellular component: extracellular matrix; membrane. Lineage: Eukaryota; Metazoa; Chordata; Mammalia; Artiodactyla; Delphinidae.
GAGUGAGAGGGCGGCGGAAAGGAGAGAAGGACGCUGUGGCCGGGCAGGAGGAAGUGCGCCGGGUCUCGACGGUCGCUGCGCACCCCUGGCGGGUGGGGCCGCCAGGUGAGCCCGAGAUGCUGCUGAGCUGGAAGCCCGGGCUGCCGCUGCGGCUGCUGCUGCUCCUGGGGCCGCUGUGUCCCUGCUCCCCGGGCGCCCUGGCGGAACUCGCGCCAGCUGAGGACGUCGUGGUGCUGGUUUUCUCCACCGAGCGGCCAGUGCAUCUGGUGAGUCCCGCGUUCCUGUCCUUCACCAUCGACGCCAAUCUGGCCACGGACCCGCGGUUCCUCACCUUCCUGGGUUCUUCAAAGCUUCGUACCUUGGCCAGAGGUUUGUCUCCCGCAUACCUGAGAUUUGGUGGCACGAAGACAGACUUUCUCAUUUUUGAUCCCAAGAAGGAACCAACCUUUGAAGAGAGAAGUUACUGGCAAUCUCAAGUCAACCAGGAUAUUUGCGAAUCUGGAUCCGUCCCUUCUGAUGUGGAGAGGAGGUUGAAGUUGGAAUGGCCCUUCCAGGAGCAAUUGCUACUCAGAGAACAGUAUCAGAAAAAGUUCAGGAACAGUACCUACUCAAGAAGCUCAGUGGAUAUGCUGUAUACUUUUGCCAGUUGCUCAGGACUGGACCUGAUCUUUGGUCUAAAUGCAUUACUACGAACUGCAGAUUUGCACUGGAACAGUUCCAAUGCUCAGUUACUCCUGGACUACUGCUCUUCCAAGAGUUAUAACAUUUCUUGGGAACUAGGCAAUGAACCUAACAGUUUCCGGAAGAAGGCUGGUAUUUUCAUCGAUGGAUUGCAGUUAGGAGAAGAUUUUAUGGAGUUGCAUAAACUUCUAGGAAAAUCUGCUUUCAAAAAUGCAAAACUCUAUGGUCCUGAUGUUGGCCAGCCUCGAGGAAAGACUGUUAAGAUGCUGAAGAGUUUCCUGAAGGCUGGGGGAGAAGUGAUUGAUUCAGUUACAUGGCAUCACUACUACUUGAAUGGGCGAAUUGCUACCAAAGAAGAUUUUCUAAACCCUGAUGUACUGGACACUUUUAUUUCAUCUGUGCAAAAAAUUUUCCAGGCUGUUGAGGAGACCAGACCCCACAAGAAGGUUUGGUUAGGAGAGACCAGCUCUGCAUAUGGGGGUGGAGCGCCCUUGCUGUCCAACACCUUUGCUGCUGGCUUUAUGUGGCUGGAUAAAUUGGGCCUGUCAGCCAGAAUGGGCAUAGAAGUGGUGAUGAGGCAAGUGUUCUUUGGAGCUGGAAACUACCAUUUAGUGGAUGAAAAUUUUGAACCUUUGCCUGAUUAUUGGCUCUCUCUUCUGUUCAAGAAACUGGUGGGCACCAAUGUGUUAAUGGCAAGUGUGAAAGGUCCAGACAGAAACAAACUUCGAGUAUACCUUCAUUGCACAAACAUCAACCACCCAAGGUAUAAAGAAGGAGAUAUAACUCUGUAUGCCUUAAACCUCCAUAAUGUCACCAAGCGCUUGCAGUUACCACAUCACUUAUUUGACAAGCAAGUGGACAAAUACCUCAUAAAACCUUCAGGACCCAAUGGCUUAUUUUCCAAAUCUGUCCAGCUCAAUGGUCAAACUCUGAAGAUGGUGGAUGACCAAACCCUGCCAGCUUUGACAGAAAAACCUCUCCGCCCAGGAAGUUCACUGGGCCUGCCAGCUCUCUCAUAUGGAUUUUUUGUGAUAAGAAAUGCCAAAGUUGCUGCUUGCAUCUGAAAAUGAAAGACAUAUACUAGCCCAGAGACUGAAUUUUUCAAGUGCAUUGAUAAGAGGAAAGCAAAACUCAGGCUGUAGGAAGGCAAGCAGAUGAACUGGUGACUGCUUUAGGGCCACUAGGACACUCUCAGCGCUAGCUUAGCACAGUAUUUUGUUCUAAGUAGACCACUGUUAAUAGUAAUACCUAGUUCCAAACACUAUGUUUGUAUUCUGCAUGUACUAUUUUUAUUUAAGAUUAUUAAAAAUGUAUAUAAAUGCUCCCAAUACAGCCAGGGGGCAAGUAAGUGAAGGAUGUAUUAUUAGUUUUAAGAAAGUGUUUAGUUGUUUUUAUUUUAAAAAAAAAAUAGUUAUUAGAAGAUUGUCAGAUUCUUUCCUCCAUAUGCUUUCCUCCCAUAGGGCUGCUGUCAGAAAAAGUUUACUACCACAACCUUCAAAUCAUCUAUAAAAGAGAGACAAUCUUUUUGCAGCUUAACAGAGAGCUAAAUUCAGCUGCUGCUUCACUUCCCUCUGUUCUGUUUGUCUCUGUCAGCAAUACUGUGUGAGAGGACAGAUGGUUAGAUGUGAUAGCACAAAAAAAAAAAAAAAACUAUUAAUGGCAAUUUGGAGGGAAGGGAUUAUGUAAACUUCAAAUGAAAUAAAAACUGACUGUAAGUGAAAUUGAUUUACCAAGAGGAGAAAAUUUAAUUCAAUACAUUGUAAGCAUCUGUUAAUGUUUACCUUUAAUCUACCUUAAAUUCUUGUUUUAGUUGGCUGCAAGUAACAGAAAUUGAUUCCAAUGGCUUUGAUUGAUUCCAAUGGCAUUGAUUCCAAUGGCUUAAACCACCACACGUUAAUAAUCCCACAUAACAAGAAGUUCAAGUAGGGUGAGCUCCACUGCUCAGUAUGUCAUCAAGGAAUCGGUUUCAUUCCAUCUCUCUGCUCUGUCACCUUUCGUAUUGGCUUCAUUCUCAAGCUGGUUUCACUAUGGCUGUAGCUAUUCCAUGGGCCCAUUCAGACCUGGCAGCAGCCAGAGAAAGAAGAUGAGCAAUUUUUUCUGUCUCCUUCAUAGAUUUUUGAAGGACCCUUUCUCAGAGGUUCUCUCAGCAAAACUCUCCUCAUGCCUCCUCGUGUCAUGGUCGCAUGGCCAUUCUCCCCAGUCACUGCCACCAUCAAUGAGAUUCCUCCAAUUGUCUCCUAAUAAUCUUUUGGAAUGGAGAGGGUGUUGGGAAGUCUAUAACACUGACCACUACUGUUCUGUGCUUUUAUCAGUAACAGAAUGUAUUAUUUGCUCCUGUGUCUUAAUUCUUAGAAAUAUAAUUCUCCUUAUAUUUAUGCCUGCUAUGAAUAUUGUCAUCAAUUAAGUACAUUUAUAAGGAACUAAAGCUGAAACUUAAAGUUUGGAUGCUUUAAUAUCCUUAAAUUUUAUAUGUAAGUAAUUUUUAUAUUUUCACAUUUGAAAUAAAGUAAC